GAUCAACAAUAAAGUUUUCCCGAUCUAAAAAUGGCGACCUCGGAAGAGCGUGGAAAGCCGAGAGUUCUAAUUUUAGGCGGGACAGGAUUUAUUGGACGUAACCUUGUCACUUAUCUUGUGGAGAACAACUUGGCUUCCAAGGUCCGAGUGGCUGACAAAGUCCCUCCUGUGCUAGCAUGGCUGAACCAAAAUCACAAGGAGAUUUUUGAAAAUCCUGUGGUGGAAUUUAAGCAGUCAAGCCUUAUCAGUCCAGCUUCAGUUUCCAGUGCUUUCACUGAUCCUGAAGGUGAAUAUGAUUUUGUGAUCAACCUUGCCGCUGAGACUAAAUAUGGCCAGACAGAUGCUGUGUACCAAGAAGGCAUAAUAAACCUGAGUAUGAACUGCGCUCGAGAGGCAGCCAAACAUAACCCAAAGAUGUUUGUGGAAUUCUCCACUGGACAAGUUUAUGCUGCUGACAAGAAACCAGCAAAGGAAGACAGCAAGUUAGAUCCUUGGACAGUGUUAGCCAAACACAAACUAGAGGUGGAAAAACAGCUCAGAAACAUCCCUAAUCUCAAUUACUUGGUAGUGAGGCCGGCCAUUGUGUACGGCCCAGGGGACAAGAUGGGACUAGCCCCUCGGUUAAUCAUAGGAGCAAUUUACAAGUACACAAGACAGAAAAUGAAGAUGUUAUGGACUAAAGAUCUACAGAUGAAUACUGUUCAUGUUAUUGACGUUUGUCGUGCGGUCUGGCAUCUUUGUAACAACGGCAAGAAGGGGGAAGUCUACAACGUUGUUGACAACAGUCACACAACACAGGGGAAAGUCAGUGAGCUUGUGUCCGAAAUUUAUGAUAUUAAGUAUGACUUCAUGGGAUCGGUGCUCUCCAAUAUAGCUCGAGUCAACAUGACAUCUGUAGUGGAGGACAUUAAUGAUAGACACGUACAGCCGUGGGCUGAUGCUUGUGACAGAGACGGGAUCGUAAACACACCAUUAAAUCCUUUCAUAGACCAGGAACUUCUGUACAAUAAGAAUUUAGCCAUGAGCAGUUCAAAAUUAAUAGCCACGGGAUUCACCUAUAGUGUACCAGAGAUAAAAAUAGAAAGUCUUAAAGAGAUUUUAGAUGAUUAUAUAAAAUCAGGACUUUUCCCUCGUUCAUUACUAUCUGCUGAGAUGUUGUGGAAUGGGAAUGAUAUAGAUGAGACAGAGGAAAUUCUGCCUGAACAGAUUGAGACAGAGGAAAUUCUAUCUGAAAAGAAUGAUUUACAAAACUCCUAGCAUUAUUUUUAAUUUUCAGUAUUUGCUAACAUAUAUUUUUAACAUUCCAAUAUAUAUAUAACAUGCACUGUGUUAAUCUCAUUGUGUUGGGUGUGUGUGUCUGUGUAAAGAUUACAAGAAAGUAAUUUUAGAUAUUGUUUGCUUGAAGAAUAUUACGAAGGUCAAGUAUUUGUGUAUGUUAUUAUGGAGAGUGUCGCAUGUAAUAUACAAUAUGUUUGUUUUGCUUUUAAUUGAGUAAGCCAUUCUCUGUGAUGAUCUUUUUUUCCUGUCUGUUUAGAUUCCAAUCAUAGAUAUCUUUUUUUGAUUUUUUUUUUCAUUUGUGUAUGAUUAUAAAAUCCUUCAUUUAUUUAAUUUAAGAUUUGUACGAAUGAUUGUAUACAAUCAAAUAUUUUUUAUUUUGGAAUCAAUGAGACCAAGAAAACACUUUGAAAUACCCUACAUGUACAUAUUAGGCAUAUAUAGUAGCAAUUUAACAUACUUAUUUUUUCCUGCGGAUUGAACAGAAAUUGUGAUUCCAUGGAAUUAUGACCCUGCGGAAAAACGUACAUUUACAGUACAUAAAGAAAAAAGUGGUUGGAACUUUCAACUUACUACCACAUAUCCAUGAUAUUUGAGAUAUCAAUGUUCAAGACACCUGUAUAUCGGAAUGACAUUUAUCUUAGUUACAUAAAUGUUCACACCUGAUGAAACUUUAAAUGGGUGGAUAUCACCCAGACACAAAAAUUUUGUUAAAAUAUUCCAGCUUUUGAAAGCUUUAUUUUUUUUUAAUGUGUAAUAACCACUUCCACUAUGAGUAUUAUAUAGAGGGAGCAGGUUUAAAUAUUUGCUCACUAUACAUUUAUUACAUAUACAAAAAACAUGCGUGAUCAUUUAAUAUACAAUGUUUGUGUAUGCUGGCAUAUUUCAUAAUUAUGCAAGUGCUUUCAAUUUCCUGUAUAUAUGUAUUGUAAAUCGUUUUUUUUUUCCCUGAAAUUUUCCACAUGAUGAUAUCAUUGUUUCUUAUUCACUGAGCAUGCCUUUUGCCAUUUGUUAAGCAACAUGCAAUGAGAAUUUGCACUGGAUGUAUUAAUUUUAAUAAUUUCCCUUGUAGUGGAGAUUUAAAGGGUUACUUAUUGCAUGAAUGUGUUCAUAUCUGUCUGUCAGUCUGUCCAUCUUACUGUAUGCAAACAUCAGAAUAAGGUCGGAUAUUACUAUCAAGCUUGUAUUAAUGUGUAUCUAAAUCAAAAUUGCAAUUUUGGUGCCUUUGUAGAUGUUAAUAUGCAUGUUUCGUAUCCUGCUUCUUACCUCUGCUUAAUGUUUGAUUGAACAGUGUAAGGUAAAGUUCCAUGUCAGAUCAGUAUUUAAAUAAUUUUUGGCACAUCUUGAGGGGUAUCCAAAACAAAGAUUGAAGAUGUUCUUCAUGAAUGGAUACCUAAACCUAAUGCAUUUGACCUACAUUGUACUCUCUGGAGACAAGGAUCAUAUGCAGCGUUAAACCAAGCAUGGUGGAUCUUUUUCCUGGCUUUUCUCAUGGGUAUCCAAACUGAAUUUGCAGAUAUAGUGAUUUUAUUAAUAUUUAAUAUGAUGUCUGCCUCUGAUGCUGCAAAUGUAUUUUAUUUUAUGCACUAGUUAAUUCUUUCCACUGUCAAGUCUGUUUUAAGCGUAUGUUUUGCGUUAGUUAACUCUGACAAUGGCUUAGUAUGUUCCCAGCAUGUCAGAGUUGCUGUAGUAUCCAAGCUGAAUAUGGGGUGCCUGUGCAUGAUGUUGAAUGCUAUGUACAUUUUAUAUCCAAAGUAUUUGAAAAUUUCCCAUGGUUUUGAUUGUGAGGGGAGAUAUCAGCCCUAUCAAGACAAUGUUGGUUCAAGAUAUUUUUCAAAAUUACACAUAAAUUUCUUUAAAAUGAGGAUGGUAAUACAUGUAUGUACGUAGACGUGUUCUAAUGGGAAGUCUAUUUUUGGAAUAAUUUUAUUUUUUUAUCACUUGCCCCUGUUUAUUGAAAUAAAGAAAACAGUCAAAUAUAAUUUAUUUUAAUUUGUUCUGUCUGUAUUGCACUUAAGCUAAAUGUUGAUACAUUAAGAAUAUGCAAAAUAUUUUUUAAAUUAGUUAUAAAUUUCUUAACUGCAAUACUUCCAGCAUUUACAAUUUUUUACAAGGCUAUUUUGAAUUAGACAACAAAACUGUUUUUGUUAAUGUUUGUGGCAUGUUUAUCUUAUGAGCAUUUAUACCCAAAUAUCAAAGAUUAUGUACAAUCAAACCUCUGUAUCUUCAAUUCAAUGAGAAAAAUUUGAGAAUCUAGUUUUCAAAUAUUGAGGUUAAAAUACAUAAGAAAAUAGAGAUUUGGACUUUCAAAUCACUUCAACAAAUCCAUGGUAUUUGAGAUAUCAAAGUUCGAGAUUACGAAGUUAAACUGUACUUUUUAACUAUUAUAAGGUUAAACUGUCCAUGCCUUUAGCUUAUAUUUUUUGUAUCAUGUACUUUAUAAAACAAUGUGUUCACUAGAUUUAAUUAUUUAAAUAUAUUUAAGAAGCCUGUAGUCAGUCAUAAUCUGUAAAGUACUUUAUCAGUAGGUUUUAGUAGUUCCUUUAUGUUUAAAGAGAGCUUAGUGAUAUGUUUACAAUAGUUGCUUUACAUACAAUUCUGUCUUCUCUCACAUUGGCUGCUGCUAUACUGAAAGAUUUAGGUGGAUAUUUUUCAAAUAACAAUUACCGUUACAUUUUCAAAUAUCUGGAGUGCCCUUGGUUCUCAUUGUUGUGACAAUGGACAUAAUAGUCAUCAGCUUAUACAAUAUUCCAAUGGUAAAAGAAAAUAUUCUUGCAGGCCCAUUGGAAGCAAUCUCAGUUUUACAGACACAAACAGACAGAAAUUCCUGACAAGUGAAAAGAAUCAACAAAGAUUUGUUUUGAGGUUGCCAAAGUAUUACUUUGUUUAAAUUGUAUAGUAUAUAUUGAUAUUUUUUCCCUUCAGAAUGGG
Saccostrea echinata is the source of this 4206-nucleotide messenger RNA. Its product is annotated as dTDP-glucose 4,6-dehydratase-like. NCBI's taxonomy places the organism in Eukaryota, Metazoa, Mollusca, Bivalvia, Ostreida, Ostreidae. The record is from RefSeq and is a predicted model, not a curated record. The coding region runs from base 31 to 1257 and encodes 408 amino acids. The transcript has 13 exons.